This is a messenger RNA of Esox lucius (northern pike), 4309 nucleotides long. RefSeq names its product ubiquitin specific peptidase 37 (gene usp37). Gene Ontology annotation, molecular function: cysteine-type endopeptidase activity; cysteine-type deubiquitinase activity. The coding region runs from base 169 to 3030 and encodes 953 amino acids. Gene Ontology annotation, biological process: protein deubiquitination; G1/S transition of mitotic cell cycle. Gene Ontology annotation, cellular component: nucleus; cytosol. The record is from RefSeq and is a predicted model, not a curated record. The transcript is spliced from 23 exons. Lineage: Eukaryota; Metazoa; Chordata; Actinopteri; Esociformes; Esocidae.
GUGUGGACCACACUGUCAACAACCAAAUAUUGGGGCUACCGAGUGCCGGCAAAACCAACGUAGUACUCCCUAAGGACUUACAAAUAUUUAUUGUAAAUUAAAAGUUUAUGUUAAGGCAUAUUUCAUUCAGAGUAGGUUUAUUCCGGAGAGCAGUCUUGACCGUCACCAAUGGCAACUGCAGUGCCCAAGCUCUCCAGUGGUAGCGUGGUCAAAAUUCGCAUCACCAGUUUAGACCUGGGUACCACUCGAUGGAGAGAGGGGACCUUUGAGGUUCUUGAAAAGGAGAGUAAAGUCAACCUGUGUCUGAAGUUCAAUGCUGGCGGAGCACCCAAAAACUUUCAGCUCAAUCAUAAUGUGAAGAACGUUGUGAUGCAGCCCAUGCAUGCAAUGAGACGGAUUGUGGUGACUCUUAAGGAUAACAGUGUGGUCAGCCUGGAAAAAAUACCCCUUCCUGUGGCUGACAAAAUGAAAGAAUACCUUGAGAAGCUGAAGCAAGGAAAACCAACAGUUCUAAAGUCCUCCCAGGGAAGUGCCAGCUUUGGGGUGCUCGGCAAUCGAUCUGUAAAGAACGAGACUAGCCCUCCUGGAGAACGGCAGGCUACACAAAGACGCCCCAGUGUGGACAACAGGGAGGAGACUACGCCCCGCAAGCCUCUGGGCAGCCCCAGCAAGGGGGCCUCCACACCUGUCCGCAGUGGGCUGUCUGAGAACAGGAGUGAGAAGAGGAAGAGGCUCCUCACCCCUGACAGUGACCUGACUGAAGACUACCCCAAAGAGAACGACUCAUCCAGCAACAACAAGGCCGUGUCAGACACUUCCAGGAAGUUUUUGCUGAGCUGUAAAGACAAGCUUAAACAGGUGGAGGAGAACCGUAGCUCAGCGCAACUCGUCUCUGCGCCACUUCAGCCCACGUCGUUUUACGGCAGCCGCUCUGUGACCAAAGACUAUUCCACAAGUCACUCCUUCCUCGACCGUUCAUCUAGUGCCUCCCAGACCCCCUCGGCUAAGAGAAGUCUCACGUUACCCAACCACUCAACUCCUUUCAAGAAAGUGCGCCCCACGCUGGACUAUGGUGGCUGGAACAAGCCAAGACCAUCGACUCUGGCCCAGCCACAGCCCCCACUGCAAGGAUUCUCCAACCUGGGCAACACGUGUUACAUGAACGCCAUCCUCCAAUCUCUCUUCAGCCUGCCUUCAUUCUCCAAUGAUCUGCUGAAGCAGGGAAUCCCGUGGAAGAAGGUCCCUGCCAACGCCCUGCUCAGGCGCUUUGCCCACUUGCUGGCCAAGAAAGACACCUCGUGCCCCGAGGUAAAGAAAGACCUGCUAAGAAGAGUGAAGAGUGCCAUCUCCUCCACAGCCGAGCGCUUCUCUGGAUACAUGCAAAACGAUGCCCAUGAGUUCCUGAGCCAGUGCCUGGACCAGCUGAAGGAGGACGUGGAGAAGAUGAACAAAACCUGGAAGAGUGAGUCACCGGCGGCAGCGUGGGACGAACCCCCCCAGCAGGCGACGGCAGCCAGGCCUGGGGAGGAAGCGGACACCUCGCGUGUCUACACCUGUCCAGUGGUGGUUAACAUGGAGUUUGAGGUGCAGCACACAAUCACCUGCAAAGGCUGUGGUGAAGUGGUGACAAAGCGGGAGCAGUUCAACGACCUGUCCAUUGACCUGCCUCGCCGGAAGAAGACCCUCCCUCUCCGGUCCAUUCAGGACUCCCUGGACCUCUUCUUCAGGAUGGAGGAAAUUGAGUAUUCGUGCGAGAAGUGUAGCGGGAAAGCGGCAACGGUUACUCAUAAAUUCAGCCGUCUCCCCAGAGUUCUAAUCCUGCAUCUGAAGCGCUACAGCUUCAACGCCCAGCUGUCUCUGAACAGUAAGCUGGGCCAGCAAGUGAUGAUCCCUCGUUACCUCACAUUGUUGUCCCACUGCACGGACGCCACGCGGCCCCCCCUCACCCUGGGCUGGAGCGCCCACGCUGCCAUGUCACGGACACUGAAAGCCUCCCAGUUGGUGAACUCCUCCUCACUGGUUCGAAAAGUUUCUCUGAAGACUGGGGGCGGGACCAGCAGUAACGUGGUGGACUCUGACAGCGAAGAGGAGCUCACCCGGAAGGCAAUGAGCCGCAAGCGUCGCCUCAGCGAGUGUUUGGUUGAUGAUGACCGAGCAGAUGAGGUUCAUCGAGGCGUCCACACGGAUGCGCCUGACUUCAAUGCCAUCAACGACGAGGACAUGUUGGCAGCGGUGCUCGAGAUGAGCCGCCAGGACGCGGGCCUAUCCUGCCCUGCCCCUGAUGACGAGCCCACCAGCAGCCCAGACACGGGCUUCGGAGACGUGGACCCCGACGCCCAGGAGCUGAACUAUCACCCUGACCUGCUGGAAACGGACACUAAGCCAUCUACCGACGUGCUGGACUCCCUGGACCUGACCAUGGACGAGAACAAGGAGAACCAGACUCCCGAGGGGGUGCAAGGGGAGCUGGACUGGAUGCAGCAGUACAACCUGGAUCAGGAGCGGGAGGAGCAGGAGCUGCAACAAGCCCUGGCCCAGAGCUUGCAGGAGCAUGAAGCCCAAGAGAUGAGAGAAGAUGAUGACCUCAAGAGAGCCACGGAACUCAGUCUCCAAGAGUUCAACAACUCAUUGCCGGAGCUGCAUUGUUCAGACGAGGACUCUGGAAAUGAGGAGGUGUUGGAUAUGGAGUAUAGCGAAGCAGAGGCUGAGGACCUGAAGAAGAACGCAGAGAGCGGCGAUCUGGCCAAUUCUUUCCGACUGAUCAGUGUAGUCAGUCACAUUGGGAGCAGCUCCUCUUCUGGCCAUUAUAUCAGCGACGUCUAUGACAUGAAGAAGCAGUCAUGGCUGACCUACAAUGACCUGGACGUGUCACGCACACAGGAGGCCACAGUGCAGAUGGACCGUGACCGUAGUGGAUACAUCUUCUUUUACAUGCACAAAGAUGUAUUUGAGGAGCUGUCUGAGCUGGAGAGGACUGGUUCCAGUGGAGGAACCUCUGAAGCAGGGAGGACUGUCCUGCAGCCCCUCUGAGCCACCAAGCUGUCUCGCACACCGCCAUCCAACACUCAAGACAGCAUAAUGCUGGAACCCACCAUGAUAUGGGUUGGUUCAGGGUGGAAGAGUUCCCUUCUACAGUACUACUGAGCGCCGUCCACAUUUUGCCCUCUUCAGGCACUUUGUCCCUCCAUUAAAACGAAACACAGCUGGCCACAGUAGCUUCUAUCACAGAGGCAAGCUCAGACGGAAGCAAACACACAGCCGACAUUCUCUUCUCCAGGUUUGUUGAGAAGUAAGACGCAUCGCACUCAAAAUAAACAAGUUGACUAUGUUCUUUGUUUAUUCUGCCCUGAGAGAUUCAAACUUUUCAGGCUCCAAUCUUUUCUAUGAUUUGUUGAAUAAUGUGUUGUAAAUAGUUUUUCUCUGCAUAUAUUAACUGUCAUGCAUUUAAGAACUUGGAUAGCAAGUGUCAGAUGCUAGAUGCUGGUGCUCCUCUGAUUGUAUGGUUUUCAGACUUUUAAUUUCCAAUAUAAAUCUACAGUAUAGAAAAUAAAGAAUCUAUUCUUCUAUGUGUUGGACUUAAAUAUAAUUUGGGGUAAGGAGGGUGUACCUUUUUGUCCUAUAUGCAGCGAAAUGUGGUGCAAUAUUUAUUUUGUGGCAUGGAUUUGCCAAUUCUACUUAUAUUUGUAUCCAAUUUAUUCUAUAGAGUUGGGUGGAAGAGGAUGUUUUUCCAAUUUCUUUAUGAACUGUGUGUGUUGCUGUUUUCUUCAUGUUUUAUCAAUUGUAACAAGCUAAACAUUAAUAAAAUAGCUUGUCUUUUAUAAGCUUACACUUCUAGGAGUUCCCUAGUGCCUCCCAGUAAAGAACCAGUAGUUUAUUUCUUUUUCUGAAGAGCUUUACUUUGAAAGAUGCACAACCACUUUGUUUAGAACUCUGGAGAAAAAAAAUGCAGAAAUCUGUAUGUGUAAACUAUUUCAAAUAGGCUUCGCUUUUAACAAGGCCAUAACAAAACUUUAUUUUAGCAAAGGUUUCCUGUUUAUAAUGGCCUUCUUUGAUCACACUUUUUCCUCCAUCUGAUUAGGCCAGUAUUCACAUCUUUUAGAUGUCCUUUUGCUAAGAUUAGGGUUUGGGUAACAAGCUAUUUUCUGGUCUCUUGCUUGCUUUGAGUGAAAAUGAACGGGUGCCACAUUGACGUGUCUGAUGUGGAAAGCAAAGUGGGGUAGCUGAGUGGACUGAGCUUAGUUAUUUGUUCGGGCUCCAGUAUGACUCUUCCUACAGCAAACUUUUUUUAAAUAAAAAAUUACUGUGAAAA